AUGGAGUCGCAUACAGAUUUCCAGAGUUUUGAUGGACACCGGCAUCUAUAUCCCCAAUACAUAGAAACGACCGCAAGCGGUGCCACAGUUUGCAGCACGCCAGUAGCAACUCAAUUGAGAAAGGCAGGCUCGACAAACAUCAUCACCCAAGUCCCUCUCCCAGAUCCGUUCCUGUACAACGACACAUAUCAAGCUCAUUACAAUACGCCUUUUAUUAGUCUUCUGAACUCCCAAAAACCCCCAUUCUUACUACCCAAACCACCAUCGAUAUCUCAUCCUCCAACUGCGAUUAUCGAAUCCAUCAUUCGAGACGACUUAUCACCAUUUUCCAGUCUUGCGCCAGAGACCCCUCGAAAGCCUCUCGUGCCCAAUAACCCUUCAAAAGGCUUCGAGAAACAAUCUGAGAGCGGGAACUACCCUCCUAUACAGAUAAAGGUUGAGCAAAGCACCUCCACAUCGCCGCUUUCCUCGAAUCAACUUCCCAAUUUUGGACAACUUGGAUAUGCAUUAGUACAAAAAGCUUCGGUCGCAACCCGCCGUGUAAGUUUUGCAGAAACAAUAAAGGAAGAAUCAAACAACACCUCGUCGCUAUUUACUAGCAAUACUUUGCCAUAUAAAAUUCAGGCAUCGGCACCAAAGUCCAAAAUAUCUCAAACAAUUGUAGCACCACCGAAACGUUCAGCAAAAAGGAACAGAAAAGCAUUCAUCAAGCAAAGCUCCAGUUCACCACGAGCAAAGUCCACUCGAAAAUUCGUAAGAAAGCAAUCCACUUCUCCUCCGCCAUCUCAGGUUUACUCCCGCUUGAGACCAAGCGCCAAAAGAGCGGUAAGACUUUUGAAGCUAGAAGACAGCUUGCGCAAAGUCGAGAAUGAAAAGAAACAUUUGAUCCUCAAACUUUACGUUCGACCUGCCCUGCUAGCCAAUCUCAAAUCUGCUGGAUACAUAUUUCCCUCUCUCUACAACUCUGUUCCGAAGCUUUUCAAAGAAAACUACCCAUUACCUAACCGGUUCUAUAGUAAAAAGGUUCGGCGUAUCAGAAGCAGUUUGGUUGUCGUCUUCGCCGUCAAGCAAAGUGCCCUACUCAACCUCGAGCUUACUGGGAGCCUUUAUCCACUUCAGUUGCACCUGAAUGUAACACCAGAAUACACAUAUCCGUUAGCAUACACUACCUCUGAUCUCAUAGAUCACAUUUAUCCGGGAUAUUUCGAGAAAAAAAUGGCUCCAGGUUACAGGACCCAAAACCGGAGGCAGAACAGAGGUGGUUAUGUUGAUCACGAUGUUCUCGAAGGCUUACCGGUCCGGCAAUGGCGUCGGGAUUAUGUCACUGUCGCACCUCCUGCAGAACAAGAAAGUUCAAAAGUUCAAAACGACAUAUGGGCUGUAGAACUGCCUCAUGGUAUGCCGAAAGACUCACAUCUUCUUCCACAGCAUAGCCAGGAUCUUCUGCGUGCAGCUCGGUCUGGGCGCAUUUACAAAAGACCAGCUCCUGUUGAAGAGGAAGAUGCUGACCCGGAAGUCAUUGAGAAACCGGAGAAAAAGGAGGAUGAUACCAAAGAGACUGGCUUCAGUGCGCGGGCCUGGAAGCAGAUACCACGUCAACAGGAAGGUCCAGAUCUGGAAUAUCUCGCGAAAAGAAGAAAGGGGUUAAUCACAUAUACUAAACCCUUACCACCCGUUCCCACUGUGGUGAAGACUACAGUUAGAAGAACUGAUGCUGCUGGUAACCAAUAUACUCAGGAUGUUGUUGUGCCACAUGGUCAACAAGUUGAUGGAGAGGUAGUCGCUCAAACUGUCAUUCCAGAUCCAAGUCUCGCGCCACCACCUGAAACAUUUGGCGUGCAGCCAACACCGCCCAAAAGAAAUAGACCCAUUCAAAAGAAACGACCGAAAGGACCUGGCCGAGGAAGAAAGAAGAAACCUGUUGUGCCUUCAAGCGCUCCGCAAGCUGUCCCCAUUGAUGGUCAGGCACCCGUUGAAGGGGCUGCUUCGGCGAAUGUAGGGCCUGAUGGGAUCAAAACUGAGCCAGAGGAUCCAUCAAAUCAGGGAAAUACAAUCAAUGAGGAUACCGAGAUGGGAGAGGGUUCAAAUGCAUCUUCUGAUGGCGAGGAGGAUGGAGAGGAAGGUGAUGAUGAUGAUGGCUCGAUCACAGAUCAAACCUCUCCAUCGAAAGCACCUAAAACCAUCUCGCCAACACCCACUCCUCUUCCAACUAUGGAUGCAAUGCAAGAUAUCAUAUCGAAUUCUAGCUUGGCUCCCCCGGUCAACCCGUUGAUCGCAAAGCUGGAGAAUGAAAAGACUUUUGAUACUAAGAGUGGUAGUCCGUUGAAGAACGUGGCACUUGCAACAUCGGCGCUAGCAUCUCCGAUAGUCUCACCUGUAGUAUCUGCUCCUCCACAAUUUCCAGAGAACUCUACUCCCAUCCUUCCACCACCUACGACUACUCUGGCCGAAAGCGAGGCUAUCGUUGAAAGUUUACAGGCGGAACGAGCGGACAUUGAUCACGCUAUGCAGAUGGAAGUGGUUCAAAGUGCUCCUACAGCACUUCCAUCUCCACCGCCAGCACCUGCUCAAGCUGAAUUACUAGCAUCUGAGGUAGUUAGGAAAGAGGAAGAGGAGGAAGAAGAGAUGCUGCUUGAUAUCGUCGAAAACAAUAACACCUUCGCCGAAAAAGAAGCCCAGGAAGAGCCACCUACUCAUGUUACUGAGACUGUGAAGCCUGUGUCUCCAAAUUUGGCUACGAGUGUCGAGACCGUUGAAGAGCCCGAACUCUCUGUUGCCGACACAAAGGAAGAGGUGGAGGUCGCACCGUCCAGGCCAGACCCUACGCCUGUGGAGGAAAUAAAAAGAGAAUCUCCUCCAGUGCUCGAAAAUGACCCACCCAUGGCACCUGAGCCCGAUACAACAGUUGAGGCUGGAGACGAUGAUGAUGACUUUCCAGAUUUACUUGGCGGUCUCGAAAAGUCACUUGGACAAUCGGCACCUCCUGUGUCACCACCAAGCGUUGCCGAGGAGACACCAAAGACGGAACUACCGGUAGACGAUGCCGUUUUGCAAGAGGAGGAAAAGAAAGCUGAUGAGGCUUGA
This is a messenger RNA of Glarea lozoyensis ATCC 20868, 3084 nucleotides long. RefSeq lists its product as uncharacterized. Bases 1 to 3084 code for a protein of 1027 amino acids. NCBI's taxonomy places the organism in Eukaryota, Fungi, Ascomycota, Leotiomycetes, Helotiales, Helotiaceae. The transcript has 2 exons. The record is from RefSeq and is a predicted model, not a curated record.